This is a messenger RNA of Elgaria multicarinata webbii, 2305 nucleotides long. It is a transcript of the gene PCSK2, whose product is annotated as proprotein convertase subtilisin/kexin type 2. Gene Ontology annotation, biological process: peptide hormone processing. The coding region runs from base 48 to 1970 and encodes 640 amino acids. Gene Ontology annotation, cellular component: membrane; neuron projection. Gene Ontology annotation, molecular function: serine-type endopeptidase activity. The record is from RefSeq and is a predicted model, not a curated record. The transcript has 12 exons. Lineage: Eukaryota; Metazoa; Chordata; Lepidosauria; Squamata; Anguidae.
UCGUAGCUGCCGCCACCAUUCCCUCGCACACCCUGUCCGAAAGAGCCAUGAAGGCAGACCCUGUUCCACACUGGAAGACAGCUGGCCUCUUUUUCCUGGGGCUCCUUGGUUUUGCUUCUGCAACCGAAAGAGCCGUCUACACAAAUCAUUUUUUGGUUGAGUUUCACAAAGGGGGAGAAGCAGAAGCCAGGCAACUUGCUGCAGAAUAUGGCUUUAAUGGGGUCAGGAAGCUUCCCUUUGUUGAGGAUGGCUACCACUUUUUUCAUCAUGGCUUGGCCAAGGGUCAGAGGCGGCGCAGUCUUCAGCAUCAGCUUCACUUAGAAAAAGAUCCCAGGGUAAAGAAGGCUGUGCAGCAAGAAGGCUUUGGCCGGAGGAAGAGAGGAUACAGGGAUAUCAAUGAAAUUGACAUCAACAUGAAUGAUCCUUUAUUUACAAAGCAGUGGUACUUGAUCAACACUGGGCAAGCAGAUGGGACUCCUGGACUUGAUUUGAAUGUGGCUGAAGCGUGGGAGCUGGGUUACACGGGCAAAGGAGUAACUAUAGGAAUCAUGGAUGAUGGGAUUGAUUAUCUUCAUCCAGAUCUUGCUUCCAACUAUAAUGCCCAAGCCAGCUAUGAUUUCAGUAGUAAUGACCCAUAUCCGUAUCCUCGCUAUACAGAUGAUUGGUUUAACAGUCAUGGAACCAGAUGUGCUGGGGAAGUAUCUGCUGCAGCGAACAACAAUAUCUGUGGAGUAGGAGUGGCAUAUAAUUCAAAGGUGGCAGGUAUCCGAAUGCUCGACCAGCCAUUUAUGACUGAUAUUAUCGAGGCUUCCUCUAUCAGCCACAUGCCUCAAGUAAUAGAUAUCUACAGUGCCAGCUGGGGCCCUACUGAUAAUGGUAAGACGGUGGAUGGACCAAGAGAGCUAACUUUGCAAGCUAUGGCAGAUGGGGUGAAUAAGGGUCGUGCUGGCAAGGGAAGCAUCUAUGUGUGGGCCUCUGGAGAUGGAGGAAGUUACGAUGAUUGUAACUGUGAUGGCUAUGCAUCCAGCAUGUGGACCAUUUCCAUCAAUUCAGCUAUUAAUGAUGGCCGAACAGCAUUAUACGAUGAAAGUUGCUCCUCAACUUUGGCCUCUACUUUUAGCAAUGGAAGAAAGAGAAAUCCUGAAGCUGGUGUGGCUACAACAGAUUUGUAUGGCAACUGUACAUUACGCCACUCUGGAACAUCUGCAGCUGCACCAGAGGCUGCCGGAGUAUUUGCACUUGCGCUGGAGGCAAAUGUGGAUCUGACGUGGAGAGACAUGCAACAUUUAACCGUUCUCACCUCCAAAAGGAACCAGCUUCAUGAUGAAGUUCAUCAAUGGCGAAGAAAUGGUGUUGGCCUAGAAUUCAACCACUUGUUUGGCUAUGGUGUUCUUGAUGCUGGGGCAAUGGUUACAAUGGCUAAAGACUGGAAGACUGUUCCAGAGAGGUUUCACUGUGUUGGUGGAUCAAUACAAGAGCCUCAGAAAAUCCCAUCCAGUGGCAAGUUGGUUCUGACUCUUACAACAGAUGCUUGCGAGGGGAAGGAGAACUUUGUCCGUUACCUUGAACACGUCCAGGCGGUUAUAACAGUGAACUCUACCAGGAGAGGGGACUUGAAUAUCAACAUGACUUCACCAAUGGGGACUAAAUCCAUUUUACUGAGUCGACGCCCAAGAGAUGAUGAUUCCAAGGUGGGCUUUGACAAAUGGCCUUUCAUGACAACACAUUCUUGGGGAGAAGACCCCAGAGGUACUUGGGUUCUGGAAGCUGGGUUUGUUGGUAUUCUGCCCCAGAAGGGUGUCCUCAAGGAAUGGACAUUAAUGCUACAUGGAACACAAAGCGCACCCUACAUUGACCAAAUAGUAAAAGAUUACCAGUCUAAAUUGGCCAUGUCCAAGAAGGAGGAGUUGGAAGAGGAAUUAGAUGAAGCAGUAGAGAGAAGUCUGAAGAGUAUAUUGAGCAAGAACUAGCACUGCUUUGCAUGUCAGGCAACCUCCUUUCCCUUUUCCUUUCCUAAAUAUUUCCAUUAGCCAUAUUCCAGUUAUUGUCUCUAGAUCAUUCUCCCAACUUUCUGAUUUUAGAGUUGUCUAUGUUGCCUAAUUUAAUUACAGUGGAAACUUUUGAAUUUUGAGUCACAAAUAUAUUAUUACCCACCAACUACUUCGUAAGAGUGGAUGACUAUAACUAUCUUUGUUUCAGGGUUGGGAUAUUUUUGGGUAGGAUUUUUAUUUUUAUUCUUUAAAGUGACAUGCAAAAACUGAUAACCAACAAAAUUGUGACUGCAUUCCUCUUCCUAUUAUUAUUA